AUGCCUCCCACCGUCAUCCUCAUCCGCCACACACAAGUACUGAUGCUUCGUAUACAGGACUACGCCCUACAUGACCCUCUUAUCACGGAGGAGGGCGUAGAACAAUGUGGCAAGCUCAGGGAAAGCUUGAAAGAGAGGCUUAAUGGGAUCCCUGAGAGCGACAUCGCCAUCGUCGUGAGCCCGAUGAGGAGAACGAUCCAGACAGCCCUCUACUCGCUUGACUUUUUAAUAGAGAAGAAGGUUCCCAUAACAGCAGAUGCCGCAUGGCAGGAAACCACCUCCAAGCCCUGCGACAUCGGGAGCCCCAUCCCCGAACUCACCAAAGAAUACCCCAUGAUCGACUUCUCCCCCGUCGACCCCGUCUACCCAGACAAGCUCACCCCCGCCGGCGCCAAGUACUUCCCCUUCAAAUCUGCCCUCCUCGCCCGCGGCCGCGCCUGCGUCCGCUCCCUCUACCGCCGGCCCGAGAAGUACGUCAUCGUCGUCUCCCACUCAGGGUUCCUCCGCACUUCCGUAUCCGGCUGGUGGUUCUUCAACGGCGACUACCGCAUCUUUGAUUUCGCUGACGGGAACGGCGCCGAUGUGGAGGAUGAUUGGGCUGAUGGGCCCGUGCCGAGGUUGGUUCAGUGGGAGGCUACUUUGAGUGGGGGGUUGGGUUGGUCGUGGACGGAUCCGGUGCCGCUUGGUGAGGGACUUCUCGAGGAAGGAGAGCAGCUACCGCCCAAGGCAUAG
This is a messenger RNA of Scedosporium apiospermum, 732 nucleotides long. Its product is annotated as putative phosphoglycerate mutase protein. Gene Ontology annotation, cellular component: cytoplasm. Gene Ontology annotation, molecular function: phosphatase activity. The transcript has 3 exons. The record is from RefSeq and is a predicted model, not a curated record. The coding region runs from base 1 to 732 and encodes 243 amino acids. NCBI's taxonomy places the organism in Eukaryota, Fungi, Ascomycota, Sordariomycetes, Microascales, Microascaceae.